AUGUCGCCUCUGAACACUCCCGUGAAAGCCGGGUAAUAUUAAGUAGCAUCUACGAGUAGCACUAGCCCCAACCCACCGCGCCACCAUUUACCAGCCGUGACUGCUUUCCCAGAGGUGGCACCGCACUCGGAGCCACUCAAAGAACUCAAGUCAAUCAGCUACUCCAGGAUAGCAAUCACGAACUUUCAUCAACGACCCCCUAACAAACAGCAAAGAGUACGUGUAUCCCAGAAACCCUGUCAGAGUACCGCGAGCUAACAAAUCAAGCAGUGCAGAUGUGAGUGUUUUACGAGAAAACUAGAUCCAUCCCCGCAAGAAAUUAGUGGAAGACUAACCGCGGGACAAAUUGCACAGCUUCGUCAAGACUUUGACCGGCAAGACCAUUACCCUGGAGGUCGAAUCCUCGGAUACUAUCGACAAUGUCAAGAGCAAGAUCCGUAUGUUUCCCGUCUCCUAGAUGUUUUAGUGGAGGAAGGGAGGAGGUUAAGAAUGUGUGCGGAAAUAUAGAGGACAAGGAGGGAAUUCCCCCGGACCAGCAGCGUUUGAUCUUUGCCGGAAAGCAGCUUGAGGAUGGAAGGACCCUUUCAGACUACAACAUCCAAAAGGUGCACAUCUCCGGCCUUUUUAGUGGUGGCAGUCGGCUGAUGUGAUUCGAGUGUUUCAGGAGUCUACUCUCCACUUGGUCCUCCGUCUCCGUGGUGGAAUCAUAGAGCCUUCCCUUAAGGCCCUCGCCUCGAAGUACAACUGUGAGAAGAUGAUUUGCCGCAAGUGCUACGUAUGCAUCACCAGCGCUAAAGAUCAUAACCAGUGAAGCAUGCUGACUUGUAUUAGGCCCGUCUGCCACCCCGAGCCACCAAUUGCCGCAAAAAGAAGUGCGGACACACCAACCAGCUCCGCCCCAAAAAGAAGCUCAAAUAAACGUUCCCCCCCGGGCCAAAAAUGCGGUGUUUUUCUUUUUCUCUUAUGGGUUUCGGAGGCUAUAUUUCAGUCUUCCCUCUGCCACUUCCAUAUAAAUGAUGACGGUGGUAGGGUCUGGGGAUGUUACGGGUCGGGGGAUAUUCGGAACCUCCGUAGUGCGUUUGGCUUGUUUUCUUGUAGACUCGGAGGGAAGUGAGUUCAUGAG
Molecule: messenger RNA, 1123 nt
Organism: Tuber aestivum (summer truffle)
Lineage: Eukaryota; Fungi; Ascomycota; Pezizomycetes; Pezizales; Tuberaceae
Source: the annotation of a GenBank genome assembly